Molecule: messenger RNA, 636 nt
Organism: Acomys russatus (golden spiny mouse)
Lineage: Eukaryota; Metazoa; Chordata; Mammalia; Rodentia; Muridae
Product: protein LLP homolog
Exons: 4
Coding region: 1-636 (211 amino acids)
Biological process (GO): dendrite extension
Cellular component (GO): nucleolus
Molecular function (GO): RNA binding
Source: RefSeq, a predicted model, not a curated record
AUGGCUAAAAGCUUACACAGGAAGAUGCAUGCUGAAAAGCCAAAAAAGAAUGCCCCAAGGGAGAUCAACAGACUUAAAUUUAUUCUCAAAGUUGAUAGUGAUGUUUUAAUGAAGGAUGUUUGUGAAACAGCAACAGUGGUGAUACCCAAACAAUGCCAGGUGAAAACUCAGUAUGUGGCAUAUGAUGAAAAGGAUGUCAUGAAAACGCAGACUGAAAUUAGGAGAAACAAAAAGACACUUCUAGAUCAGCAUGGCCAGUACCCAAUGUGGAUGAACCAGAGGCAGAGAAAAAGACUGGGAACAAAGAAAGACAAAAAAACAAAACAAAACAAAGCUAGAGCUAUAAGAAAACUAAAGGAGAUAAAGAUUUUUUUUCCUAAUACAUUCUCUCUGCCUCCAAUGGAGAUUCUGGCCACUGGAACCCAGCUACUGUGCUUUGAGGAGCCCAAGCCAGUUGGAGAGAUUCAUGAUGAAAAUCCCCCUAGAGAAGCAGUAGCUGGCAGGCCAGACAACACACUUGCUGAUGCAGAUGAUUUGCAUUCUGGCAUUGGCUCCCUGUCUUGUCACAGGCUGGGGACAAUUUGUGGACAGGUGUUUAUCAAGCCCCACUGUGACUACCACUGCUCUGCAGCGUAG